Messenger RNA from Antrostomus carolinensis (chuck-will's-widow), 1101 nucleotides. RefSeq names its product fibroblast growth factor receptor like 1 (gene FGFRL1). Lineage: Eukaryota; Metazoa; Chordata; Aves; Caprimulgiformes; Caprimulgidae. Gene Ontology annotation, molecular function: fibroblast growth factor receptor activity; fibroblast growth factor binding. The record is from RefSeq and is a predicted model, not a curated record. Gene Ontology annotation, cellular component: plasma membrane.
AUGCCUUUUGCAGCUCGACCCAGGUUCACGCAGCCUGCCAAGAUGAGACGGAGAGUGAUCGCCCGUCCUGUCGGCAGCUCCAUCCGCCUGAAGUGCGUGGCCAGUGGGAACCCACGACCUGACAUCACAUGGCUGAAAGACAAUAAGCCUCUCACACCCCAAGAGAUUGGGGAGAACAAGAAGAAGAAGUGGACACUAAACCUGAAGAACCUAAAGCCAGAAGAUAGCGGGAAAUACACCUGCCGAGUGUUUAACAAAGUUGGAGAAAUCAAUGCAACAUACAAAGUUGAAGUAAUCCAGAGGACGAGGUCCAAGCCCAUCCUGACGGGGACGCACCCUGUCAACACGACGGUAGACUACGGUGGCACCACAUCCUUCCAGUGCAAAGUCCGCAGCGAUGUUAAACCUGUCAUCCAGUGGCUGAAAAGGGUGGAGUAUGGAACAGAGAGCAAGUACAACUCAACCAUCGAUGUUGGGGGACAGAAGUUUGUUGUGCUGCCCACAGGGGAAGUCUGGUCCCGUCCCGAUGGUUCCUACCUGAACAAACUGAUGAUUACUCGAGCCAAGGAAGAGGAUGCAGGGAUGUACAUUUGCCUAGGGGCAAACACCAUGGGCUACAGCUUUCGGAGCGCUUUUCUCACAGUCCUGCCAGAUCCCAAGCCUCCGAGUGCACCUGUGCCCCCUUCCUCGGCCAGCAGCCUUCCCUGGCCCGUGAUCAUCGGCAUCCCUGCCGGAGCUGUCUUCAUCUUUGGGACGAUCCUCUUGUGGCUUUGCCAGACCAAGAAGAAACCCUGCUCUCCACCAGCUGCUCCCCCGUGCACCGGCCACAGCCCCUCUCCCCCAGCUGCUGCCCCCGUGCCCCGGCCACAGCCCCGGGACAGGAUCUGCGUCUCCCAGGUCCCCGACAAAGACUGCAUCUCCUCCAUAAACUAUGAGGAAUAUGUUGCCCAGCAGCAGCAUUUACUGUCCCAAGGGCCUGCACUUGCCCCAGCCAUGGCAUCCAAAAUGUACCCAAAGAUUUACACGGACAUCCACACCCACACCCACUCACACGUGGAAGGCAAAGUCCAUCAGCACCAGCACAUUCAGUACCAGUGCUAA